Malassezia pachydermatis is the source of this 2748-nucleotide messenger RNA. RefSeq names its product 26s proteasome regulatory complex non-atpase subcomplex rpn1 subunit. Gene Ontology annotation, biological process: proteasome-mediated ubiquitin-dependent protein catabolic process; regulation of protein catabolic process. The record is from RefSeq and is a predicted model, not a curated record. Gene Ontology annotation, molecular function: enzyme regulator activity. Bases 1 to 2748 code for a protein of 915 amino acids. The transcript has 2 exons. Gene Ontology annotation, cellular component: proteasome regulatory particle, base subcomplex; proteasome storage granule; nucleus. NCBI's taxonomy places the organism in Eukaryota, Fungi, Basidiomycota, Malasseziomycetes, Malasseziales, Malasseziaceae.
AUGGUCCGUGACGAGUCGCAAGCGGCUAGUAUCCGCGUGCUCUCUCGGGAUCCCGAGAAGCCGGAGGAGACCGAGCCCAAGCAUGCCAAGAAUGAGAAACAUGCGACGUCGGAGCCGCAAGACAAUGAAAUGAGCGAAGAAGACAAGCAACUCAAAGGCGAGUUGGAUAUGUUGGUAGAGCGUUUGCAAGAGGGGGAUACCAAGUUGUACCGUCCUGCCUUGGAAGUGAUGCGCAACUUGAUUCGGACAAGUACGUCGUCCAUGACGUCGGUGCCGAAGCCCCUCAAGUUCCUGCAUCCCCAUUACCCCGACCUAAAGAAGGUGUACGAAUCAUGGUCGUCGGCCAACGAGGACAAGGUGCUCUUUGCGGAGAUCCUCAGUGUCCUUGCUAUGACCUACUCCAACACAGGCGACCGGGAGACGCUCCGUUUCCGUCUUCGUGCGGAUGAGAUGCGCACGUCUACCACGGCCGAGGACCUGGGCCACUGGGGGCACGAGUAUGUGCGUCAUCUGUGCACGGAGCUGGGCGAAGAGUACAAUGCUCGUACGGAAAAAGAAGAAGAUGCCUCGGAGCUCAUGCGUCUCGCACUGCUUGUGGUGCAGUUCAGUCUGCAACACAAUGCGGAAGUGGAUGCCGUCGAUCUGUUGCUGGAAAUGGAGGCCGUGGAUCAGCUGCCGCAAUACGUCGACAAGGACACGUACGAGCGUGUGUGUCUGUACCUUGUGAGCUGUGUGAAUUUGUUGGUACCGCCGGACGAUGUGAUGUUCUUGCGUACGGCGCGUGUGAUUUACCGCAAGCACCAGCGGUUCUUUGAGGCGCUCGUCCUGAGUGUCCGCCUGAUGGAUCGUGCGUUGAUUCGUGAAGAUUUCACGUCUACGUCGAACAAAGUGAUGCAAAAGCAGAUGGCGUUCCUGCUUGCGCGUCAGCAGAUCCCGCUGGAGUGGCUUCAGGACGAGUCGGCUCCGAUAGAGGACCAGGAGCUGCUGGACUGCCUCUUCCACACCCAUCUGUCCAGCCACUUUAUUGAUUUCGGCAAGGAGCUGUCUGUGUACGAUCCCAAGACGCCGGAAGAUGUGUACAAAACUCAUUUGGAGACCGCACGUACGACGAUGAUCGACUCGGCGCGAGGCAACUUGGCGAACGUGUUUGUCAAUGCGUUUGUCAAUGCUGGCUUCGGCAACGAUCCGCUGAUGGUCGGCGCCGACGAAGGUGAUAGCUACGUGUACAAGACCAAGGACCAUGGCAAGCUCUCCGCGGCGGCCAGUACCGGUGUUUCGCUGCUAUGGGAUACCGAGAUGGGUCUGAGCCACAUUGACAAGUACACGUACUCCUCGGAGGAGCAAGUCAAGGCGGGUGCGAUGCUGGCGUACGGUCUCUUGCAUGCGGGUGUGCGUACGGAGAUGGAUGCGCCUCUGGCGCUGCUCUCCGAACAUGUGGAGAGCAAGAGCAAGCCGCUGCAGCAUGCAUCGAUUGUGGGCCUGGGCAUGGCGUAUGCGGGCUCUGCGCGGGAAGAAGUGUUGGCGUUGCUCUUGCCCUAUGUCCAGGACGAGACUGUGUCGAUGGAUACCGCGGCGCUGUGUGCGCUCUCGCUGGGCUUUGUGUUUGUGGGUUCGGCGCAUGGCGAGAUUGUGCCGAGCCUUCUGCAGACGAUGAUGGAGCGUGAACCGUCGCAGCUGGACGACAAGUGGAUGCGGUUCCUGGCCCUGGGUCUGGCGUUGCUAUUCCUUGGCCGCCAGGACGAGUCGGACGCGACGAUCGAGACGUUGAAAGCGAUUGAGCAUGCCUCGUCGCGUGAUGUGCAGAUUCUCGUGGAUGCAUGCAGCUACGCGGGCACGGGCAAUGUGCUCAAGAUCCAGACGCUGCUGCACUACUGUGCCGAACACGUGACGCCCGCGAAGAAGGAGAGCGAAGAGGGGGACGACGGCGAGGAGGUCGAGGCGGAGACUGUCCAUGAUCUGUACCAGGCGUUCUCUGUGCUGGCGAUUGCGCUGAUUGCGAUGGGCGAGGAUGUCGGUGCGGAUAUGACGCUGCGUCACAUGUCGCAUCUGAUGCAUUAUGGCGAUCCUGUGAUCCGGCGCACGGUGCCGUUGGCGAUGGCGCUGCUGCACCCGUCCAACCCGGCUGUAGGUGUGCUGGAUACGCUGAGCAAGUACUCGCACGAUAGCGACUUGGACGUGGCGCUCAAUGCGAUUUUCGCGAUGGGCAUUGUCGGUGCGGGGACGAACAAUGCACGUCUGGCACAGCGGCUGCGCCAGCUUGCGAGCUACUAUGCGAAGGAGCCUGAUUGCCUGUUUGUCGUGCGCAUUGCGCAGGGCCUUGUGCACAUGGGCAAGGGCACGCUGGGUCUGGAUCCGUACCACACGGACCGCCUGCUUUUCAGCUAUACGGGCGUGGCAGGUCUCCUGGCGACGCUUCUGGCGUUUACCGAGGCGCGUGGGUUUGUGCUGGAUCGUACGCACUGGAUGCUCUACUGGCUUGUAUCGGCGAUGCGGCCGCGGUUCCUGAUUACGCUGGACGAGUCGCUGGCCAAGCUGCCAGUGAAUGUGCGUGUGGGCAAAGCCGUGGAUGUGGUGGGCCAAGCGGGCAAGCCACGUACGAUUUCCGGCUUCCAAACGCACACGACGCCCGUGCGGCUGGGCGCGCGAGAGCGUGGUGUGCUGGCCACAGAGGAGUAUCUAUCGUAUGCCCCAAUUAUGGAGGGCUUUGUCAUUCUGCACAAAAACCCAGGUUUGACGACGGACGCGUAG